Molecule: messenger RNA, 1086 nt
Organism: Hemisphaericaspora subhashii
Lineage: Eukaryota; Fungi; Ascomycota; Pichiomycetes; Serinales; Debaryomycetaceae
Product: MET22
Exons: 1
Coding region: 1-1086 (361 amino acids)
Biological process (GO): sulfate assimilation; phosphatidylinositol phosphate biosynthetic process
Molecular function (GO): 3'(2'),5'-bisphosphate nucleotidase activity
Source: RefSeq, a predicted model, not a curated record
AUGUCCUCCAAUCAUCCAUAUGCAAAAGAAUUAGAAAUUGCAACAUUAGCAGUUAAAAGAGCUUCAUUAUUAACUAAAGGAUUAAGUGAUUCAAUUCAAAGCUUACAAAAGUCAGGUAAUACAAUCACCAAGGAUGAUAAAUCUCCAGUCACAGUUGGUGAUUUUGCAUCUCAAGCAAUUGUCAAUUAUGCAAUUGGUCGCAAUUUCCCUGAAGAUGAAAUUGUAGGUGAAGAAGAUUCUGAAAGUCUUCAAGCUGAAGAUGGAGCCGAAAUCAGUUCUAAGAUCUUACAACUAAUCAAAGAUGUUCAAUCGGAAACUUCUUCAUAUAAUGGCAAAUUAGGACAAUUGGAAGAUAUCAAUCAAGUAUAUGAAAGUAUCGAUAAGGGGAAUUCUCAAGGUGGAUCCAAGGGAAGAUUCUGGGCAUUGGAUCCAAUUGAUGGUACAAAAGGAUUCCUUAGAGGUGAUCAAUUUGCUGUUUGUUUAGCCCUUAUUGAAGAUGGAAAAGUUGUAUUGGGUGUCAUUGGAUGUCCUAAUUUAUCAGAAACAAUCAUCGCCAAUGAUAAACAUUCUGGAAUCGUGGGAGGAUUAUAUUCUGCUAUUAAAGGUGUUGGAGCUUAUUAUACUCCAUUAUUCACUUCGCAAGAAUUUAUCCCAUUGGAUAAACAAAAACGUAUAUCAAUGACUGACAACACCACUCCUGAGACAUUAAAGGUUGUAGAGGGAGUCGAAAAGGGUCAUUCAUCUCAUUCAACACAAGCUCAAAUUAAAGAAAAAUUAGGAUUUAAUCCAAAUACAGUCUCCCAACAAACACUUAAUUUAGAUUCACAAGUUAAGUAUUGUGUAUUGGCAAGUGGUCAAGCUGAUAUUUAUUUAAGAUUACCCGUUAGUGAUACAUAUCGUGAAAAAAUCUGGGAUCAUGCUGCUGGAAAUGUAUUGAUUUAUGAAAGUGGUGGACAGGUUGGUGAUAUUACUGGGAAGCCGCUUGAUUUUGGUACGGGAAGAACCUUAAAUUCAAAAGGUGUUAUUGCUGGGAAUAAACAAAUAUUUGAUAAAGUUAUAAAUGCAGUUCAACAAGUUUUAAAUUAA